AUGCGUACCGGGCCUCUCGCCCUGUGCCCUGCCACCCGAGCAGCAGCCCAGCCCUGCAGCGAUCCCCCUCUCCGGUGCAGGCACAGGAUGGGGAACCUGGCCAGGCUGGGCAUCACGAGCCUGCUUCUGGUGGUGGCUUGGGCAGCCCCGGCCGAGGAGCAGAUGAGGAAGGUGGAGGAGCCCAAAGAUGAUCUUGCCCUCUAUGAAAACCUGGACCUGGACAACUACGACCUCACGCUGGACAACUACGGUGAGAUCGUUGACUUAAGCAACUAUGAGGAGCUUUACGACUACAGCGACCUUGCUCCAAAGAUUGAAGUUGGGACUCUGGCUCCCCCCACCAAGGCCCAAGAAGGUCUCCCAAACUUGGGCACCACUGCUGAAAUGCCGAAGCUGCAGCCCCCAUCCACCUCCGCCGCUGGGUCCAGCCCCCCAGGUCUGCUGGAGCCCGUCACUGCGGGAGGGCCGCCCAGCUGCCCGCGCUGCCUGUGCCUGGGCACCUCGGCGUACUGCGACGACGCCGGCCUGGAGCGCAUCCCGCCGCUGCCGCCGCAGACCGCCUACCUCUACGCCCGCUUCAACCGCAUCGGCCAGAUCCGAGCCGGCGACUUCGCGGGGCUGAAGAAGCUGAAGCACAUAGACCUGACGAGCAACUCCAUCUCCCGGGCAGACGCGGAUGCUUUCCGCCUCCUCCCGAGCCUGCAGGAGCUCAUCCUGCCCGGGAACAGGCUGACGGCGCUGCCCGAGCUGCCCCGCAGCAUCGUCAGGCUGGACGCCCGCCUCAACAGGAUCUCCAGUGCCGGCGUCAGGCCCGACGCCUUCCGGGACCUGACGCAGCUCCAGUUCCUCUACCUCUCCGACAACGAGCUGGACUAUAUCCCGUCGCCCCUGCCCCAGAGCCUGCGCUCGCUGCACCUCCAGAACAACAACAUCCAGACCGUGCACGAGGACACGUUCUGCGACAGCCAAGACCACAGCCACGUCCGCCGGGCUCUGGAGGACAUCCGCCUGGACGGCAACCCCAUCAACCUCAGCCUCUUCCCCGACGCCUACUUCUGCCUGCCGCGCCUGCCCACGGGCCGCUUCCACUGAGGGCACCCGCACCCCCACGGCCCGGCCCCUCCGUCCCUGCCCGCCCCACCGAACAUGUGGGGUCGAGCCGGCUUCUCC
Rhea pennata is the source of this 1170-nucleotide messenger RNA. RefSeq names its product opticin (gene OPTC). NCBI's taxonomy places the organism in Eukaryota, Metazoa, Chordata, Aves, Rheiformes, Rheidae. Gene Ontology annotation, biological process: collagen fibril organization; bone development; articular cartilage development. Bases 1 to 1092 code for a protein of 363 amino acids. The transcript is spliced from 7 exons. The record is from RefSeq and is a predicted model, not a curated record. Gene Ontology annotation, cellular component: extracellular matrix. Gene Ontology annotation, molecular function: protein binding.